Molecule: messenger RNA, 1357 nt
Organism: Nematostella vectensis (starlet sea anemone)
Lineage: Eukaryota; Metazoa; Cnidaria; Anthozoa; Actiniaria; Edwardsiidae
Product: 2-acylglycerol O-acyltransferase 2
Exons: 4
Coding region: 135-1187 (350 amino acids)
Biological process (GO): triglyceride biosynthetic process
Cellular component (GO): endoplasmic reticulum membrane
Molecular function (GO): diacylglycerol O-acyltransferase activity
Source: RefSeq, a predicted model, not a curated record
UUGACAUAAUUCCAUUAUUUCCGGCUAAACAAAACCUGAUCACAUUUUUACGUGCGUAUAUCAAGUUGCGACUAAAGGUCAAAUUAAUUCAAAGUCCAAACUACAAAGGAAACCUCGAUUCAAAGUACGGAUUUAUGGAAAAGAAGAAGAAUUCGAAAGCGUUUGAUCAAAGCUUCGAAAUGAAGAUGUCAAUUACCGCACCGGAUAUCACCGAGCCAAUUCAAAUGGGAGUCGUUCUGAUUAUGUGCACAAUAUUCUUUUUAGGGCACACUCUCGGCACAAUUCUCGCAAUCUAUCUCGUUCUCUCUCCUUGUGCAGUUAUCGCUAUUAUCUACUUGACUUGGUUUUAUGCAUUCGAUUUGGACAUCUCACGACAAGGCGGAAGACGAUUCGAGUUUUUUCGUUACCUGAAAACUUGGCAUUUCUUCAGAGACUAUUUCCCAAUCAAGUUAAUACGGACCAAGCGCCUGGAUCCUAAGAGGAACUACGUAUUCGGCUACCAUCCCCACGGGAUAAUGUGCAUCGGUGCUUGGCUGAACUUUGCCACCGAGGCCACUGGAUUCAGCCAGCUUUUCCCGGGAAUCAAGCCAUAUUUGCUGACACUUACGCUGAUGUUCAAGUUCCCAUUCUUCAGAGAUUUUGUUAUGGCUGGUGGAGUCUGCGAAGUGUCGAAAGAAUCAGUUGAACAUGUCUUGUCUAGAGAGGGGACCGGAAAUGCUGCUGUUAUUGUCAUUGGAGGGGCUGCAGAGUCACUUGAUGCUCGACCUGGCUCACACAAGCUAACCCUUAAAAAUAGAAAGGGUUUUGUGAAAUAUGCUUUAAAACAUGGCGCAUCUCUGGUCCCAGUCUACUCGUUUGGGGAGAAUGAGCUCUACUGCCAGAUGGACAACCCUGAGGGGUCAUGGCUGAGGUCACUGCAGAAGAAAUUGCAGAGGAUGCUUUCAUUUGCUCCACCCGUAUUCUUCGGCAGGGGCUUACUUCCUGGCUCUCUGGGGUUCCUUCCACACAAGAGAUCUGUCUGUACUGUUGUUGGUGCCCCAGUUAUUGUGAAGAGGGUGGUGCCAAACCCCAGUCAAAAGGAGAUUGACAGACUGCAUAAAAAGUACAUUACUGGCUUAAUCAACCUGUUCCAACAGCACAAGCAUCGAUAUGGAAUACCUAAAGAAACAAGGCUUAUCAUACAAUGAUUCAUACAGUCACCGUUAUAAAGAAACAAUUUGAUUUGGAGAUGCCACAACCAGUCAUAAAAAUGGUGGAAAUAUAGAGGCACCAAAAUUGUAAAUAUUUGGAACUAUUUCCUGACAAUUUGUUGGAUAUACAAAAAUUCUUUGUUAGCAAUAAAAUUGCCAAAGCAUUA